UGGGUGUCAGCUUUUAUUGGCACGGCACAAAGCAAGUGCCAAGGGCUCGGCGGCUCGACUCCCCGCCGCAGACUCGGCCUGUGGAUAAAAGCGAGCAAAAUGCCCCAGUCGAGCUCAGAGACAUAGUCAUGUUGGGCUGGAACGAGGAAGUGCAGUGGAGAGGGGAGGGACUCAGGGCGCAGCUCCAUGGGGCCGCCGCGGCGCUGCGACCUUCUGCACAUGGAGCCGGGGAGAGUUGGAAGAACUUCAUACUGCAAACUCAAGGAAUAGCAGAGUACUUGCACCGCAUGGAGACAGAAGAGGCCCAGGAAAUGGCCCAGAUGCCAGGCAGGGACAGCCCCCCUGCCAACGAAGCGUCCGAGGAGGCGGAGGAGCCCAUGGCCGUCCCCGAAGACCUGUCAGCCGGCUCCACCCACCAGCAGAACAACAGAGGGGACAAAGCCUGUAACAUUAAAGUUGAGGCUCGCAGUGAUGAGGAGAAUGGGCUGGCCUGUGACAUGAAUGGCGUGGAGGAGGAGGAGUGCGCGGAAGACUUGCGCGUGAUCGAUGCCUCCGGGGCCAAGGUGAACGGCUCACAGCCGAGCCCCGAAGCCAAGGCCUUCUCCUCGGCCGGCGGUAUCCGGCUGCCCAACGGGAAGCUCAAGUGCGAUAUCUGUGGGAUAGUUUGCAUUGGCCCCAAUGUGUUGAUGGUGCACAAGCGAAGCCACACUGGAGAGCGCCCGUUCCAGUGCACCCAGUGCGGCGCCUCUUUCACCCAGAAGGGCAACCUACUGCGUCACAUCAAGCUCCAUUCGGGGGAGAAACCCUUCAAGUGUCACCUGUGCAGCUACGCCUGUCGCAGGAGGGACGCCCUCACCGGCCAUUUACGCACCCACUCGGUCGGAAAACCCCACAAGUGUGCUUACUGUGGGAGGAGCUACAAGCAGCGCAGCUCUCUGGAGGAGCACAAGGAGCGAUGUCACAACUACCUCCAGUGCAUGGGGCUGCAGAACAGCAUCUACACAGUAAUAAAGGAAGAAAGCAACCAGAAUGAGCAGAGGGAAGACUUAAGCCAGACGGGAUCUGACAGAGCCUUGGUGCUAGACAGACUAGCUAAUAAUGUAGCUAAACGUAAAAGCACUAUGCCACAGAAGUUUGUGGGUGACAAACGUCUGUCGGACCUCUCCUACGAUGGAGGAGCAGGUGAGCUGAUCCAGCCGCACGUUAUCGACCAGGCCAUCAACAGUGCCAUCAGCUACCUUGGGGCCGAGUCGCUCCGCCCUCUGGUUCAGACCUCCCCGGCCUCCUCCUCUGAUGUAGGCAUCGGCUCCAUGUUCCCUCUCCACAAGCCGCCCCCCGAGGGCCACACAGGGACGGGCCUGUCAGCCAAAGACAGCGCAGCUGAGAACCUGCUGCUGCUCUCCAACUCCAAGUCUGCGUCCAGCGAGAAGGACGGCUCGCCCAGCCACAGCGGCCAGGACUCCACAGACACCGAGAGCAACAACGAGGAUCGCCCGGGCGGGACGGCCCACAGUCUCAUCUACCUGACCAACCACAUCACCUCUGGGGUGAGGAACGGCGUCCUCCCAAUGGUGAAGGAGGAGCAGCAGAGGCAAUACGAGGCCAUCCGGGCCAGCAUUGAGAUGGCUUCCGAGGGCUUCAAGGUAGUGACGGCAGACGGGGAGCAGGUGAGGGCGUACCGUUGCGAACACUGCCGCGUUCUCUUCCUGGACCACGUCAUGUACACCAUUCACAUGGGCUGCCACGGCUUCAGAGACCCCUUCGAGUGCAACCUCUGUGGUCACCGGAGUCAAGACCGAUACGAGUUCUCCUCUCACAUAACGCGAGGGGAGCAUCGCUACUGAGCCCCGUCAGUCGAUUUCACACAGACAAACAGAUGUACAUAAAGAAAACAUGCUACACACUCACUCAUCGACAUGCACCUAAAAUAAAUGCAUAGAAAAUGUAAAAUACAUGGUUGAUGUCUGAAAGUUGUGUUUUUUUAUACAAAGUAUGCAUGUUUGUUGGACACAACCAGGGGUGAUGGACAGGAGGAGAGUUCACGAAGAUACUAGAAUGACCAGCUGUGGAUUUGGGGGAGGGGCCCAUAGAGGAUACUCGCCCAAAUAUUAUACUACGCCCCUGGAUGCAACUUUUAAUAAAUGCUUUUAUUUUCAUGCCGUGCUCAAAAGGAAGAGUAGUUCAUCUGUCUGUGUGGAAGAAGCAAAAUAAUAUUCAGUGAAGAUGACGCGAGUUACUUACUUAUUUACAGUUGCCUCAUGUAUAAAAUGUAUAAAUGUGUCUUUUCUUUUGGAAACCAGGCAGCAACUUUCCUCUAGAUUUAAAAAUAGAAAAGAUUCCCACCCUAACAUUUGCAAAUACUAUCUGUCCUGAAGUGUCUGAAAUGUCAAUAAAAGAUUCCAUACUGCAGUUUUCAGUGCAGGAAAACUCCCAUUUAAAUGUUGGUAUAAAUACAAUCAGAAGAAAAUCCACAAUCACUGUAGAUAAAGUCACAUUUCCUCCCAAAGUUUCAACCUGUUCUCGUAUUUGUAAUGAGCUACAUAUUAUUUAUAUCACAAUGACAUGCCUGUCUGUUUUUGUAUUUAUUACGGUGAUGGAUCUUUGUCUGUAGAGUAGUUAAUAAAAGCUUCAUCUGUCCAAUUGUACUAAAUGUUUCUGAGAUGAAAACAUGACUGCUGCUGGAAGUUAUUUUUAGUUUUAUCAAAAAAACUUGUUACCCUCUGUCCUAAUGUUUCUAUUCUGAUGAUGGCUAUAAAUUGUUUCAUUCUCAAAAUAAAGAUGAGACAUUUGAGGUUUGAAGGAGCUUUAUGCUUGCAUAAAAUAUCAAUAAAGGAUAUUUUAUAUAUGCACAAA
Messenger RNA from Acanthopagrus latus (yellowfin seabream), 2853 nucleotides. It is a transcript of the gene ikzf1, whose product is annotated as IKAROS family zinc finger 1 (Ikaros). Gene Ontology annotation, biological process: regulation of transcription by RNA polymerase II. Gene Ontology annotation, molecular function: RNA polymerase II cis-regulatory region sequence-specific DNA binding; DNA-binding transcription factor activity. The coding region runs from base 129 to 1844 and encodes 571 amino acids. The record is from RefSeq and is a predicted model, not a curated record. NCBI's taxonomy places the organism in Eukaryota, Metazoa, Chordata, Actinopteri, Spariformes, Sparidae. The transcript has 8 exons.